AUGGCGACCCGGCCACAGCGCUGCGAGCCCAACAUAUCGGGCGAGGCCUUCAUAUCGCAGUUCGUGCUGUUCAUCGACCGCAGAGGCCCCCAGCUGCUGUCCAGCGGGGGCGCCCUGAAACUGCAGCCCCGCUGCCUGGAGUACCUUGCGUCCCGGCUUUCCGCCCUGCUGGAGCUUUUGAAGGUGAGGGCCUCCAAUCCGAUCGAGUACUUCACGGGCGCCGUUGCUGACUUGGAAGACUACAAACGGCUGAAGAAGGUGCAAGAUUUUCUGGAGGACACGCGUUACCUGAAGUUGCACUCCGCGGCGAGGGGUGUUCGCGACCCCACGCCCGUCAUCCUGUCGCCAUUCAGGGCACUGACGACCUUGGAGCUACGGGGCUGUGAUUUAUCUUCCCAGUGCGCCAUUGGGAUGAGCCAGGUGUGCGGCAGCCUGGAGAAGUUGGUGUGUCAAGACACUCUGGAAGCUUUGAGCCAUGUGCUGGAUCCCCCACUCUGCCAAGUCGAUCAAGCACAGCACACUUCAUGGCCCAAACUGAAGCAGCUGUCUUGCAUGUACAACAACAUCAGUGAGAUGGACACAUCGUUGCAACUGGCCCCCAAUAUUGAGCUGUUGGAUCUGUCAAGGAAUAACAUUUCGAUGGUGGCCAAUUUGGAAGGGUGCGUCAGCCUCACAUCCCUUGAUCUUAGUCACAACAACCUGUCAAGCAUCGAGUCAGCGCUGUCAUCUUGCUGCAACCUACGGAGACUUAUACUGAAGGGCAAUGCCAUUCGCUCUCUUGAUGGCAUUGAAGACCUGGAGCAGCUGCAGGAACUGGAUGUUCGAUGGAACCUGAUAGGCAGUCUAAAGGCUGUGGGAAAAAUAGCACAGUUGCCUGAAAUUUGCAAAGUCGGCUUGGAAGGCAACCCUGUGGCAAUGAUGCCGUCCUACCGGAUCUAUGCAUUGGGAUGCUUUCCUGACGUGGAUCGAAUGGAGCUCGAUGAAAAGACCACGACAGACAUGGAAAGGUUCAGGGCCAAGCGUGUGGCUGUGUCUGAGCUACGGGAUCAAAUCAUUCCCCCAGUGGAUGUAUCUUCCAGGAGGAGCCAAUCAAUGAAGUCCAUUCAGAGCCUGUGGCAACUUGUCACCCCACCCUGGCUGGCCAUGCGUUCCAGGCGGCCAUCUUGGACGGUCAGCAUUGACAGCGCAAGCUACCCAGCCUCUCCUUAUGACACAGAGUCCAGGAGGACUCCACACAAGGCACGCCGGCGAGUUGUUGAUAUUCCUUAUCCAGACGACGUUUCCAGUGUUUCGCAAAGGAGUUCUGUUGCAAGUCCUGUGGAGACUGUGCUGUUGCAGAGACAGCGUUCGACACCACACUCCUUUUUCUUCCAGUUUGAGAGGCACAGGUUGGGAUGGAUGCGCACAAGGUGGCGAUUUAGUGAGUUGGGAGCCCAAGACUCUGAUGCUGGCCUGACUGGCAGUGCAGUGAAUGCUACCAACGGUGCCAGUCCAUCAUUAGCUGCAGCGGAUCUGUAG
This is a messenger RNA of Ostreobium quekettii, 1518 nucleotides long. The record is from the annotation of a GenBank genome assembly. NCBI's taxonomy places the organism in Eukaryota, Viridiplantae, Chlorophyta, Ulvophyceae, Bryopsidales, Ostreobiaceae.